AUGCAUCACGGAAAAAGUACCGGACCGAAACCCUUGGGAAUUAUGUCCUCUGAAACAGUGCAGUCCAAUCAAGUUUGGCAGCGAAAUUGCAGCAACGGCAAGGAAGAUGAAGACAUUGUGGCGGCCGCACAUUACAGAAGUAGCUCGGAUGAUCGAUUGAAUAGCAAUGAUAUUAUUGAUAUGAAGAGUGUGAAAGUUGGUGACAGUGAUAGUUUGAAUAAUAAUGGCGAAGAUGAGGAUGAAGAAGAAGUUCUACUCGAACCUCGUUUCACAUAUUCCCGAAUUUUGAACAAUAUUCCAUCGGUUUUCUUGAAAGAUUCAGCCACUUGUAUAGCGGUUCAUGAUAAGUUCAUUGCUAUUGGAACACAAACGGGUCAUAUUCACAUAUUUGAUCACCUUGGCAAUAUUCAUUCCGAGAGUACAGCACGUCAUCAUCGAUGUGCGGUGACAUCCAUCUCAAUUGAUUCUGCAGGAAAGUAUAUGGCAAGUUGCGCAUUGGACGCUAGAAUUAGCAUAUGCGGUAUUGGUUCCGAUGAAUUUACUCAGACAAUUGAUUUGAAAGUAGCAGCACGCAGUGUAGCGAUAUCCCCCGAAUUUUCGAAGAGAGGCUCGGGGCAGAUGUUUGUUAGUGGUGAACGUGAUUUAGUUCUGCACGAACGUCGUUUUUUCGCUAAUCGUAAAUUUACGAUAAUAUAUCAAGGAUUAGAAAGAGACGGUUUGAUCAAUCAAAUUUCAUGGCACAGAUCUUGUAUUGCGUUCACAAAUGAUACGGGAACAAGAAUUUAUGAUAGGAAUGAAGAGCGUAUAUUAGCAUUAGUUCAACCGAUUCAUGACGUUACUUCAAUAACUGGUUACCGGUGCACUGCAUCGCAUUGCUGGAUGAAUGAUUUCACACUUGUUAUUGGAUGGGCUCAUACAGUUUCGAUUUGCGUCAUUCAGCCUCUGGGUCAGGAUGAGUCAUCGGUGAGCUCUACAAAUUCGCAGUCUCCAGCAAGGAAGAAAGGAGGACAAACGUCGUUAAUGCGGCGGGUUGAAAUUCAUUAUGCAUGGAAGUUGGAUAUGAUUGUGGCAGGUGUAUCAUUCACACUGAAGGAGAAUGAGACAGAUUUUUGGAAAGAAAUUGUGGUAUUUGGUAUGAAACGAGCUGUCACUGAUAAGGACGAAGAAAUAGUCGAAAUGGAAUUGGCUCUUUUGGAGCCAGACGGAAUUAAUUCAUAUUUAUUGAAUACGGAAGAUCGUAUUGAAAUGCGUAAUUGCAGUCUUCGAAAUCUACCUUAUUUCCAUAUGUGUGCAUUACCGUAUGAUUCACUUUACUUUCUACUUGGAUCUCAUGAACUCAUUCAGGCGCAGCCGUGUUCUGCGGACGAACGUGUACGUUGGUAUAUGGACAAUGGAAUGCUGAAAGAAGCAGUGGAAUAUGCGAACGAGCAUAAGAACUCGUUGAAGGAGCUGAACGCACUUCAUAUCGGUAAGGCGUAUAUCGAUUCUCUGAUUGCGAAGGGCCGAUAUCAUGACGCCGCAACCAAUCUUCGAACUGUAUGUGCUAAACAUAAAGAUCUGUGGGAAUAUUACGUGAAUGAAUUCGAACGUCAUAAUGUCGUAUUGCAAUUAGCAAAGUAUUUACCGGAGAAAGACCCUCAACUGGAACCUGAAUGCUAUCAGAAUGUAUUGGUAGCUGCACUUUACAAUCAUCCUUUAUUAUUUUAUGGUCUUAUAAAAACGUGGAAUCCAGAAUUGUAUCGUGUUGGUGCAAUAAUUGAUAUGGCAAUGAAACGUGUAAUGCAAAACACGCCGUCAAGACCGUUAAGUUCUCGAGAUAUAGCAGCCAUCUACAGAGCACUAGCAAUCCUGCACACUCAUGAACGGAAAUAUGAUAAAGCACUCGCGCUUUAUAUACGUCUCAGUGAUAAAACUGUUUUUCAAGUUAUCGAACGUUACCAUUUGUUCGAUUUGGUAAAAAACAAUAUCUCAAAAUUGAUGGAAGUGGACACUGAUUUAGCUAUUCGAUUGGUGAUUGAAAAUGCGAAUAGCCUUCCAGCAAGAACCGUUCUAACGCAAAUAGCCAAGUAUCCCAAAUUGCAGAUGGCGUAUUUGAAUCAGUUGUUCGAACGGAACGAAGGCAAUGAAUUUGCUGACUUGGCUGUUCGUUUAUAUGCAGAACAUGAUGCCAAGAAGUUGCUGCCAUUCCUUCGCAGUAAACAGUGUUAUGAUAUCACUAAAGCUCUUGAAAUAUGCGAGCAAAAGCAGCUGAUACAUGAGAUGGUAUUCUUAUUGGGACGUAGUGGAAAUUAUUCGAAAGCGCUGGAUGUUUUGAUGAAUAAGUUGGAUCGUAUUGAUAUGGCCAUUGAUUUUUGCCGAGAAAAUGAUGAUCGCGCGUUGUGGGAAGCGUUGAUUGAAUCGAGUAUGAAGAGACCUCAACGGAUUACGCAGUUGUUAAAUACUGCUGGUGAAUAUGUGAAUCCGUUGGAGGUGAUUGAGAAGAUCCCUGAACGUAUGCCUAUACCGGGAUUGCGCGACUCAUUAGCAAAGAUUCUUCAUGAUUUUGAGCUGCAACUACAAAUGCAAGCUGGUUGUCGUUCAGUGAUGUUGGAGAGUACAGAUGAUCUCUUAAGACGAUUUCUUGCACAGUCUGCUCAACCGUCUCUCAUUGAUAAUGAAGCAAAAUGUGUUCUUUGUUGUUCAUUGGAGAGGAAAAUUCUAAAUUGGUUUAUUGAAGCGAAACCAUAA
This is a messenger RNA of Anisakis simplex (herring worm), 2727 nucleotides long. NCBI's taxonomy places the organism in Eukaryota, Metazoa, Nematoda, Chromadorea, Rhabditida, Anisakidae. The record is from the annotation of a GenBank genome assembly.